UUGGGGUCUAACAGCGCGUUGGGUAUUUUUAGCUUUGAGGUUCAGUUACUCUUGAGAGUAUAUUGUUCUGUGGGCGCUCAUGACUAUAUGGUCCAUCAUCAUGCUAUGCUUUACAUACUUUGUGGGUUCUUGCAAUCUCUUUCGUUACAUACCCGUGAAAAUCGCACUUUUGCUGCAUACGUUCAUUGUCUUGCCAUGCAUUUGAAGGAUUUCCAAAUGGUCGGUCUUAUAAGAGAGACGCACUUUUCCUCUGCACAGAUACUGUUCGAGUGGUAUAGAUACCUUUCCUCAUAUUGUCAUUUUCGGUCCUUUCUUGAAUUGGUACGUUUCUUCCAUGCACGUGCUCGAUUUUCUGUCCAUGGACGAUUAUGGAGCAUUGUUACAAGGAGAAUGUCUUUUAUCCAUACGCUCAUUGUGGGGUAGGUACCAUCGUCUAUUCAAGACAAGUGUUUCAAGGAGCAGUGACAUGGUCAGUAUGUAGGAUUAUGGCCGCUAGUUAACAAUACAUAUAAAAAGGGUGCAUAGAGGAAAUUCUCAGUAGGCG
Messenger RNA from Aspergillus eucalypticola CBS 122712, 544 nucleotides. RefSeq lists its product as uncharacterized. The coding region runs from base 88 to 423 and encodes 111 amino acids. The record is from RefSeq and is a predicted model, not a curated record. The transcript has a single exon. NCBI's taxonomy places the organism in Eukaryota, Fungi, Ascomycota, Eurotiomycetes, Eurotiales, Aspergillaceae.